AUGGAAAGUCAAUCUGCUGCUACUCAAGAAUUAUUAAAUGAAAAAUCUCCAAUGUUUGCUCUCGUUCGGUACUUGGAUGAUGAUAUUAGGAAAAUAGUACCUGUAUCCGACAUUAAACAUUUUAAACCAAAAAAUUUGGAGGAUUUUAGCACAACAAAAGCGUAUUCGGUUUGGUGGUCCCAAGAAAAUUCCGAAAGCGAUGAUGGAGAUUUUUACAAAGCUAAUGUAGUUUUACUGGGUACAAGCAAAUUAGAUUUGGAAAAUCAAUCCAAUAAUCGUAGGUUGAGAUUACCAAAUAAAGAGAAUCUCAGUUUCUCUAGUACUAUAUCUACAGACGCAGAGAAUGGAGGCAACGGCAAAAAGAAACAAAUUGCAAAAAAAGCGAAAGUGACCAAACAUUGUGACUUUGAAAAUAACAGAAUUAUGGAAAAGCACAAAGCUCUUAAAGAGCGUCAAUCUCUUGGCAGUUCUACAUCAGAAGUAGAGAGUAGCAAUGAAGAAUCAGAUUUUGAAGUGGAAAACUAUCUAAACCUAAAAAGAAAACUUGAAAAGUACGAAGAAGUACUAAAGUUAAAAAAACAACGUUUACAAGAAAAAAGUACGAAGGAAACUAAUGGUCUUGAAGAGCAUAUCAGUUCUUUAAUUGAUUCAGAUAAUGAUACCGGAUUAGGAAACAAUAAUUCUUUUGUCAAAGAAUUUGAAACAACAUCGCCACCAAGCCAUCAGAAAUCGCAUUCACAAUCAGGGCGAGAGAAAUCAUCUGCUCUACCAUGUCCAUUAAAUAAUAAUUCGUCAAAAACUUUACAAGAAGGAAAUUCUUCUCCAAAAUCUGGUUCCGAAAAUCCAGAAAUUCCCAAACCAACCGAAGAAGGUGAGGAAAUUCUGAUUCCUGGUGCAGAAAGAAAUAGAAGAUUAAUCGAUAGAAGUACACUUGAAUUUGAUGCAUUUGCUGGGCCCAAUGAAACAAUUGAUUUGACAGAUAGGGAAGUUCCGGAAAAUAGGACUCAAAACGAACCAAAUGAAAGUGAGUCGGAUAUGAUUACUGAUCCUGCUAAUAAGCGACUUUCUGCAUCUGAGUAUGUGAACAAUGCAAUGACAAAUCCAAGGGCUUUCCAGCCGAUUGCAGAGAAUUCAAAAUUGAUUGAUUUCGGAGAGGAUAUUAAUAUGCGGAAAGACGUUUUUGAAAUUAUGCAAACUAAGAAAGAUUCGAAAUUUGUAAGAAAUGUUAUGGAACAUGUUUGGAGUGACACAUUAGCAACUAAAUAUUUUGAUCCGAAUCCAAAAAAAAUAAAUAAAGAUAGGUUACCUGGAGUCACAAGAACACCUUUAUCUCCUAAGAAAAUUCAAAUAGUAUAUGAUUGUCUUCAACACAAAUUGAAAAAUGCCAAAGUUGACGAUACUAAAAUGAGGUUGCGAUUAAAUGAAACUGGGAAAUAUAUAACGCAGAAAAUUAAUGAUGAAAUAAGAAAAGCGAAAAAAUUAAAAAAAUGA
Leptopilina boulardi is the source of this 1491-nucleotide messenger RNA. RefSeq names its product BEN domain-containing protein 5-like. Gene Ontology annotation, molecular function: DNA binding. The record is from RefSeq and is a predicted model, not a curated record. Gene Ontology annotation, biological process: negative regulation of DNA-templated transcription. The transcript is spliced from 8 exons. NCBI's taxonomy places the organism in Eukaryota, Metazoa, Arthropoda, Insecta, Hymenoptera, Figitidae. Bases 1 to 1491 code for a protein of 496 amino acids.